Molecule: messenger RNA, 848 nt
Organism: Gastrolobium bilobum
Lineage: Eukaryota; Viridiplantae; Streptophyta; Magnoliopsida; Fabales; Fabaceae
Product: NADH dehydrogenase [ubiquinone] 1 alpha subcomplex subunit 13-B
Exons: 3
Coding region: 73-504 (143 amino acids)
Source: RefSeq, a predicted model, not a curated record
GCACAUCACAUACGCAUAUAGCAUAAGAAUCAUUCAGCAUUCAGCAUUCAGCAUUAAGGAAAUCGAGGAAAGAUGACGGAGGCAAUGAUAAGGAAGAAGGCAGGGAUGGCGAGCGUGAAGGACAUGCCGGUUCUCCAGGACGGUCCACCUCCUGGUGGGUUCGCUCCGGUCCGGUUCGCUCGCCGCAUCCCUAACACCGGUCCAAGCGCCCUCGCCAUUUUCCUCACUGCCUUUGGCGCUUUCUCUUGGGGCAUGUACCAGGUCGGCCAAGGCAACAUGAAGCGAAGGGUACUUAAGGAAGAAAAAUAUGCUGCCCGCCGGGCCAUACUGCCUGUGUUACAAGCUGAAGAGGAUGAGAGAUACGUUAAAGAGUGGCAUAAAUACCUUGAGUAUGAGGCAGAAGUAAUGAAGGAUGUGCCAGGUUGGAAAGUUGGUGAAAGUGUCUAUCACUCUGGGAGAUGGGUGCCCCCAGCAAGUGGUGAGUUGCGUCCUGAUGUCUGGUGAUGUUAUUUCAACUAUCACAGUCAAGAUCUGGUCUGCUUCCUGCAUGUCGUUUACAUUGCAGUACUUCAGUCUAGUCUCUCAGAAAUAAAGUUGUAUCUGGAACAUUUGUAAUUGCUUUGCCGAAUUCUAAAACGGGAAUGCUUUUUGAAUUUGUACUUCAUGUUGUCAAAACCCCCUCCCACACUCUCUUUCUCGUGUAAAUCAGGAUGAAUGCACCUUCUUGGCAUAUAAAAUUGUAUGCGCUUCAGUAAUAAGCUGAGGAAAGAGCACGAAGUCUCAAACUAAAAAAUGUGAAGAGGUGAAAUGUUUAACAUUUGUAACCGGCAUCGGUUGUGAGUGUCAGA